AUGCAUUUGCUGCGGGGACUUGCGCUCUCGCUGCUAGCAGGUACUGCUCUAGCCAACCCUAGCCGCCAUAGUGGAAAGGACCAUGCAGUCAAGCAGGCCCGUGGCUCCGGAUAUGCCAUGAAGCAACCUCCACUGACAACCCCAUGGACGGAUGAUGUGGGUACGGACCCGUGGCCCGAGUAUCCGCGCCCCCAAAUGCAACGCUCUCAAUGGAAGAAUCUCAAUGGCAUUUGGCAGUAUCAGAAUGCCUCAAGCCUUAAUGAUGUGGAGAACCCACCAUUUGGACAGAACCUGGGACAGGAAGUAUUGGUUCCAUCGUGCCUUGAGAGUGGCCUGUCCGGUAUCCAAGGGGAGUACAAUCUAUACUCAUGGUAUUCCAACUCAUUCAAAGUCCCUACAGAUUGGGCAGGGCAGCAAAUUCUUUUGAACUUUGAAGCUGUUGACUACGAAGCCACUGUAUUUGUCAAUGGAAAGAAGGUCGGAUUCCAUCGUGGAGGGUACUUCAGAUUCACUAUGGAUGUUACCCGAUUUGUGAAGGCUGGCCAUGAAAAUGAAUUGCUUGUCUUUGUGCACGAUCCCACUGAUUCUGAGGGCUAUGUGAUCCCCAUCGGGAAGCAGACUCUCCAUCCGAGUCACAUCUUCUAUACUCCCUGCAGUGGCAUCUGGCAGCCGGUCUGGCUCGAGAGUGCCCCGGAGAACCAUAUCACUAGAUUGGACCUCGAUGCUAACAUGCACGGUAUAGUCAACAUGACUGUGCAUACAUCGGUUGCAAACACCACUAGCAAUGUCCAAGUUAUUGUCCAUGACAACGGAAAGACGAUCAAAACCCACAGUGGACCAUCCAACCAGCCAUUCCAGUUCAAUGUUGAUUCGCCGGAUCUCUGGUCUCCGGACUCACCAAAGCUUUAUAAGGUGACCGUCAAACUGGGCAAAGACGUAGUCCAGAGCUAUACUGGAUUCCGAACUAUCUCCAAGGGUACUGUCAAUGGCGUUGUCCGACCGCUAUUGAACGGCAAGUCUAUCUUCAUGUUCGGCACCCUGGAUCAGGGUUUCUGGCCAGAUGGCAUCUACACUCCGCCAACUAAGGAGGCCAUGGUGUAUGAUCUGAAAUUGUUGAAAAACUUGGGAUUCAACGCGGUUCGCAAGCAUAUCAAAGUCGAAAACGAACUAUUCUACCAGGCAUGCGAUGAGCUGGGAAUCCUUGUUAUCCAAGACAUGCCUGCCAUGCUUUCUCUGCCUAAUGCUGCGCAGCAAGCAGAGUUUCAACGCCAACUGGAGCUGCUUGUCAAUCAGCACAAGAGCUUCACUAGCAUUGUGACUUGGGUAAUCUAUAACGAGGGCUGGGGCCAGAUAACUAGCUAUUACCCAGAGUUCGGUCUGACCGAUCUAGUUCGGGAGCUGGACCCGACCCGUCUUGUGGAUACCACCACUGGUUGGUACGACCACGGUGCUGGUGACUUCAGCGAUAACCACCACUACGCGAACCCACAAUGCGGUACUCCAUUCUACUCCAUUAACUCUAGCCCCUUCGAUCCCACCCGCAUCGGCUUCCAGGGCGAAUUCGGUGGUCUUGGAAGCAACGUCUCCAUUGAACAUCUCUGGAACAACCAAGCGUCCAUCAACACCAUCAACCAAACUUACGAGAUUGACCAAACCCUCGAUGCCUGGAAUUAUCGGUCUCACCUCCUGCUUAGCGAGCUGCAGGAUCAAGUUCGCCGAUUCUCCUGCAACGGCGGGAUCUGGACUCAGACGACGGAUGUUGAGGGUGAAGUCAACGGCCUGAUGACAUAUGACCGCCGCCUUAAGCGUGUCGAUGAGAAGCAAUGGCAGGCAGACAUUCAGGGUCUCUAUGAUGCUGCUUCUGCGCGCAGCAAUUAG
This is a messenger RNA of Penicillium riverlandense, 1878 nucleotides long. RefSeq lists its product as uncharacterized. Gene Ontology annotation, biological process: carbohydrate metabolic process. The record is from RefSeq and is a predicted model, not a curated record. Lineage: Eukaryota; Fungi; Ascomycota; Eurotiomycetes; Eurotiales; Aspergillaceae. Gene Ontology annotation, molecular function: hydrolase activity, hydrolyzing O-glycosyl compounds. The transcript is spliced from 8 exons. Bases 1 to 1878 code for a protein of 625 amino acids.